UUUUAAUGGAGCUAAAGAAAUGUAAUACUUGGGAAGAGAGAUAUAAUAUUUUCGCCAAACAAUUCUUAACCAUAACUACAUCGCUCUCAUAUGAAAAUUUAAAGACUUUGUGCACAAAUAUAUAUAAAUAUUCAUCUGCUAUGAAACAAUUUGAUUCUACGUUACUGCCUAUCAAAUCUCCUAUAAUAUUGUUAAAACCUACAAAUCCGCUACCUGUACCCAUAACCGAGGAUGAUUAUGGUUUGCAGAAGAUAACUCAAAAUGUGGUGAAAGUACAUUACAUCGAGGGUAAUCAUGUUACUAUCAUACAGAACGAAAAAGUGUCAGCCGCAAUUAAUGGAGAACCGCCAUUUAUAUUUUAAUACUUUACUGUAAACUAAAAAAUUAUAAAUGUAAAUUUAAUGGUGUUUUUGACGUAGGUGGGGUAAAAAGCGGGGUUAUUAUUAUUAUAAUUACUUAUUACUUAAACUUAAUAUUUAAACUAAUAAAACAGGAUAAAAAGAAGGA
This is a messenger RNA of Wasmannia auropunctata (little fire ant), 507 nucleotides long. RefSeq lists its product as uncharacterized. The coding region runs from base 6 to 362 and encodes 118 amino acids. The record is from RefSeq and is a predicted model, not a curated record. NCBI's taxonomy places the organism in Eukaryota, Metazoa, Arthropoda, Insecta, Hymenoptera, Formicidae. The transcript is spliced from 2 exons.